Bactrocera dorsalis (oriental fruit fly) is the source of this 995-nucleotide messenger RNA. RefSeq lists its product as uncharacterized. The record is from RefSeq and is a predicted model, not a curated record. NCBI's taxonomy places the organism in Eukaryota, Metazoa, Arthropoda, Insecta, Diptera, Tephritidae. The transcript is spliced from 3 exons. Bases 30 to 995 code for a protein of 321 amino acids.
UAGAAGUCUUUCCAAUAUAAAUUAUCAGCAUGAAAGUGAUUCAUUUUGUCUUCGUUUUGUUUUGCCUUUUUGUGCGCUCUAAUUUUGCUAUUCCAAGAUUACAACAGCCAGCCAAGUGGCAACCCGUUGCUGCUACUACCGUCGCGCCAGCAGUGAAGAAUAUCGCAAGACCAGUAAAGAGAAGUCCGCAAACAGAUUCACAGUCCAAUGAAACGAAUUUCGUUUUGCCAUUAUUGCCGCCUUUGCCUAAUAACACCGAGGUUGUGCAUGAAUCGGAAAGCGAACAUAACGGAAAAGUUUACGAUCAUAAGCAUCGCAUGUUGUUGGCGGUGCAAUCGGAUGUGAAAGUGCGUGAUGGAGUUAAGCAGCAAGAAAAAUCGAAAAUUACGCCUGCAAGAAAUGAUGAUCCGGAAGCGCGAAAACGUUUUAAGGAGGGAUUAAAGGAUCUAUUAUCGAAACUCCACCCAACUUUACCGCUCUCUAACUCCGGCAUAGAAUCCGAAUCGCAAUCAGAGCUAGCCAAUGGAUUGCCAAACGGCGGUCAACAGCCAAAAAAUUAUCAACGUUCUUCAACGCAUCUCAAGACACUUGACUGUGAAGACAUUCCACACAGUGAAGCAUUAUUGAAUUCGGCUAUUUUAAAAGAGGUGGCACAAAGUCUAACAAAACCUGAAGCCAUAUCAGCUUCCAGUAUUGAGGAUUUACCAGGGCUGAGGAGGAAAUUGCUAAAGUCACGCCGUAAUCGAAUGAAAAUGCUGCCGCCUUUUCGCAGAUAUCCGCAUUUCUCUUGGCCACCACAUUCGCCUGUAUAUAACAGUUUCAACUUGCAACAUCCUUAUAACUGUGAUUGCAAUUAUUUCCUGAAUCCUAUAAAUGAGAUUGGUGUACCAACUAUCGAAUACAUAUGGGAAGAUUACGAUGACAUCAACGCAAAUGGCGGUGAUGUUUUAAAAACGGUAGAAAAUGGUGAAAUGAGGGGGUCUGAAAGAAAGUAA